Messenger RNA from Striga hermonthica, 1341 nucleotides. The record is from the annotation of a GenBank genome assembly. Lineage: Eukaryota; Viridiplantae; Streptophyta; Magnoliopsida; Lamiales; Orobanchaceae.
AUGCACAAGAUGGUAACUUUAAUCUCUUUCAUGCCUUGUAAUUCCAUUUUGCAGCCUAGAGCUAGCAUCAAGACACAUGGAAAUGGAAGUGUUAACAGUUACCGUACGGAAGUUUCUCGUAAUCCAGCAAUGGAGCGGCUGCAGUGUAACUAUUUAUUCCCUGAGAUAUCGGCACGUGAAGCACAACACAUUGAAAAGUAUCCGAACGCGAAAGUUAUAAGCCUUGGGAUUGGUGACACCACUGAGCCGUUACCGAAUGUUGUUGCUUCGAGUAUGGCUAAUUUUGCACUCAGCCUUGCAACACCGAAUGGUUAUCGAGGGUACGGACCAGAGCAUGGGAGCAAAGAGCUAGGAAAAGCAAUUGCGAAAACAUUUUACAAAAACAUGGGUAUAAAAGACACGGAAGUAUUCGUAUCAGACGGCGCACAGUGUGAUAUCUCACGCCUUCAGCUGCUGUUUGGGUCGAACAUGUCUGUGGCCGUUCAAGAUCCGAGUUUCCCGGGUUAUAUAGAUUCAAGUGUCAUAAUUGGUCAAACAGGGGAUGUCGAGAGAGAGUCGGGAAGGUAUAGGAAGAUCGAGUACAUGAAAUGCGGACCACAUAAUGACUUCUUUCCGGACCUAUCACGAACCGCGCGAACAGAUGUCAUAUUCUUUUGCUCCCCAAACAACCCAACCGGACAUGCAGCUUCUCGUGAGCAGCUAGAGCGACUCGUGGCGUUUGCUCAGGAAAACGGGUCUAUCAUCGUGUAUGACUCUGCCUACGCUGUUUACAUAAAGGAUGGAAUAAGUCCUCGCUCCAUUUACCAAAUCCCAGGGGCUCAAAAGGUGGCAAUUGAAGUUUGUUCAUUCUCCAAGAUUGCUGGAUUUACAGGGGUUCGUCUUGGGUGGACUGUGGUUCCGGAAGAAGUUUUGUACUCAAAUGGGCUUCCCAUUAUAGACGACUUUAGUCGCAUUAUGUGCACCUGCUUUAAUGGAGCUUCACGAAUAGCUCAGGCUGGUGGCCUGGCUGCCUUGUCCACCGAGGGGUUUAAGGGUGUAACAUCGAUUGUGGAUAAUUACAUGGAGAAUGCAGAGAUACUACUGCAGACAUUUGAAUCAGUGGGGUUCAAAGUGUACGGAGGCGUAAACGCGCCUUAUCUAUGGGUGCAUUUUCCCGGUUCCAACUCGUGGGACGUUUUCGACCAGAUUCUCCAAAGUACACAUAUAAUAACUGUGCCCGGAAGCGGAUUCGGGCCCGCGGGAAAGGAGUUUAUAAGGGUUACGGCUUUCGGGAGUCGAGAGAACAUUCUAGAAGCUUCUGACAGGCUGAGAAGCUUCAUGUUACUCAAGUCCAGUGUAUAA